This is a messenger RNA of Lutra lutra (Eurasian river otter), 6759 nucleotides long. It is a transcript of the gene IGSF3, whose product is annotated as immunoglobulin superfamily member 3. The record is from RefSeq and is a predicted model, not a curated record. NCBI's taxonomy places the organism in Eukaryota, Metazoa, Chordata, Mammalia, Carnivora, Mustelidae.
UGCUGCCUUUGAAACAUGGAAGCAGUGGGUGGCUCCAGAAAGCUGGGGUGGGGCAGAAGGAGGGCCAGGGGCGGGGAGGCAAGAGACGGGGUUCCACCUGCCCUCACUGGCUUGCUGGUGACCUUGGCUGAGUCAUGCAACCUCUCUCAGUCCCCGGUGCCUGGUGGAGAGGAGCCUUGGCCGACCACACCUUCUCCAGGUGUCGUGCUGGCACAGCGACAUGUCGCCGUCCAGGAAGGACCCCUGUACCGCACAGAGGGCUCCCACAUCACCAUCUGGUGCAACGUGAGCGGCUACCAGGGGCCUUCGGAGCAGAAUUUCCAGUGGUCCAUUUACCUGCCAUCCGCCCCGGAACGGGAGGUCCAAAUCGUCAGCACCGUGGACUCCUCCUUCCCUUACGCCAUCUACACCCAGCGAGUCCGCGGGGGGAAGAUCUACGUGGAGAGGGUUCAGGGGAACUCAGCCUUGCUGCACAUCACCGACCUGCAGGCCCGGGAUGCCGGGGAGUAUGAGUGCCACACGCCCAGCACGGACAAUCAGUACUUUGGGAGUUACAGUGCCAAGAUGAACCUCAUGGUGAUUCCUGACACCCUGCAGACCACGGCCGUGCCCCAGACUCUGCACAAAGUGGAGCAGGACCCCUUGGAGCUGACGUGUGAGGUGACCACGGAGACGUUCCAGCACAGCCACCUGUCAGUGGCCUGGCUCCGGCAGCGAGGGGGCGAGAAGCCCGCAGAGGUCAUUGCCCUGAGCCGAGAUUUUGUGCUGCACUCCAGCAGCGAGUACGCCCAGAGGCAGAGCCUGGGGGAGGUGCGGCUGGACAAGCUGGGGAGCUCCACGUUCCGCCUCACCGUCUUCCACCUGCAACCCUCCGACCAGGGCGAGUUCUACUGUGAGGCUGCCGAGUGGAUCCAGGACCCGGAUGGCUCGUGGUACGCCAUGACCCGAAAGCGGUCCGAGCGUACUGUGGUCAACGUCCAGCCCACAGACAAAGAGUUCACCGUUCGGCUGGAGACCGAGAAGCGGCUGUACACGGUGGGUGAGCCAGCAGAGUUCAGAUGCAUCCUAGAGGCACAGAACGUUCCUGACCGUUACUUCGCUGUGUCCUGGGCCUUCAACAGCUCUCUCAUCGCCAGCAUGGGGCCUAAUGCUGUGCCAGUCCUCAACAGUGAAUUCGCCCAUCGGGAAGCCAGGGGCCAGCUCAAAGUGGCCAAGGAGAGCGACGGUGUCUUUGUGCUCAAGAUCUACCACCUCCACCAGGAAGACAGUGGGAAAUACAACUGUCGUGUGACAGAGAGAGAGAAGACGGUCACCGGGGAGUUCAUUGACAAGGAGAGCAAGCGGCCCAAGAACAUCCCCAUCAUAGUCCUCCCCAUCACAGAUAACUGGGUAGUUAAAGUCCCUCAGCACCACCAGAUCCUGCCCCAAGGCCACUUGGAGAGCAGCAUCUCUGUGGAGGUGGCCAGCAACGCCAGUGUCAUCCUGGAGGGGGAGAACCUGCACUUCUCCUGCAGCGUCCGCACGGCAGGCCGGCCGCAGGGCCGCUUCUCCGUCAUCUGGCAGCUUGUGGACCGGCAGAACCGCCGCAGCAACAUCAUGUGGCUAGACCGGGACGGCACCGUGCAGCCGGGCGCGUCCUACUGGGAGCGCAGCAGCUGGGGCAUCCAGAUGGAGCAGGUGCAGCCCAGCUCGUUCAGCCUGGGCAUCUUCAACAGCAGGAAGGAGGACGAGGGCCAGUACGAGUGCCACGUGACCGAGUGGGUGCGGGCUGUGGACGGCGAGUGGCAGAUCGUCGGGGAACGCCGGGCCAGCACCCCCGUCUCCAUCACGGCUCUCGGUAAGGCAGCAUCUGGUGGUCUUUCUGUGGGGCAAAAUGGCUUCGCUGUCACAGCUAUCUCCCGCACGCCGGGCGUGACCUACAGUGACUCCUUCGACCUGCAGUGCAUCAUUAAACCGCACUACCCGGCCCGGGUCCCCGUGUCAGUGACGUGGCGGUUUCAGCCGGUAGGCACCCUUGAGUUCCAUGACCUGGUGACCUUCACCCGGGAUGGAGGAGUCCAGUGGGGGGACAGGUCCUCCAGCUUCCGAACCCGAACAGCCAUCGAGAAGGCCGAGUCGAGCAACAACGUGCGCCUAAGCAUCAGCCGGGCCAGCGACACAGAGGCGGGCAAGUACCAGUGUGUGGCCGAGCUGUGGCGGAGGAAUUACAACAACACCUGGACGCGUCUGGCCGAGCGGACCUCCAACCUCCUGGAGAUCAGGGUGCUGCAGCCAGUGACAAAGUUGCAGGUGAGCAAGUCGAAGCGGACCCUCACCCUGGUGGAGAACAGGCCCAUCCAGCUGAGCUGCUCCGUCAAGUCUCAGACCAGCCAGAACUCCCACUUCGCUGUGCUGUGGUACGCAAAGCCCUCGGAUGCCGACGGCAAGCUCAUCCUGAAGACCACCCACAGCUCGGCCUUUGAGUACGGCACCUACGCGGAGGAGGAGGGCCUGCGGUCCAGGCUCCAGUUCGAGAGGCACGUGUCCGGGGGCCUGUUCAGCCUCACGGUGCAGAGAGCCGAGGUCAGUGAUAGUGGCAGCUACUACUGCCACGUGGAGGAGUGGCUGCUGAGCCCCAACUACGCCUGGUACAAGCUGGCCGAGGAGGUCUCGGGGCGCACGGAGGUCACCGUGAAGCAGCCAGACAGCCGCCUGAGGCUCAGCCAAGCGCAGGGGAAUCUGUCGAUCCUGGAGACGCAGCAGGUGCAGCUCGAGUGUGUGGUGCUGAACCGCACCAGCGUGGCCUCCCAGCUCCUGGUGGAGUGGUUUGUGUGGAAGCCCAACCACCCGGAGCGGGAGACUGUGGCCCGCCUGAGCCGCGAGGCUACCUUCCACUAUGGGGAGCAGGCCGCCAGAAAUAACUUGAAGGGGCGGCUGCAUUUGGAGAGUCUCCCUGGCGUGUACCGACUCUUCAUCCAGAAUGUCGCUGUGCAGGACAGCGGGACCUACAGCUGCCGUGUGGAGGAGUGGCUGCCAAGCCCCAGCGGUGUGUGGUAUAAGCGGGCGGAGGACACUGCUGGGCAGAUGGCUGUGACCGUCAUGAGGCCAGACGCUGCCCUGCAGGUGGACACGGUGGUCCCCAACGCCACAGUGUCCGAGAAGGCAGCUUUCCAGCUGGACUGCAGCAUUGUGUCUCGGUCGAGUCAGGACUCCCGCUUCGCCGUGGCCUGGUACUCUCUGAGGACUAAAGCCGGAGGGGAAAGGGACGGCCCUGGCCUGGGUGAACAGGAGGAGGAAGGGGACGAGGAGGAAGAGGAGGACCAAUGGAGCGGACGGCCCUGCUGCAGCGUGGGCCCAGAUGCCGUCUUUGGCCCAGAAGGUAGCCCCUGGGAGGGCAGGCUUCGCUUCCAGAGGCUCUCCCCGCCUGCUCUACGGCUCACGGUGCUUCAGGCGAGCCCCCAGGACACUGGGAACUACUCCUGCGUGGAGGAGUGGCUGCCUAGCCCUCAGAAGGAGUGGUACCGGCUGACGGAGGAGGAGUCGGCCCCCAUCGGCAUCCGGGUUCUGGACACAAGUUCCACCCUGCAGUCCAUCAUCUGCUCCAAUGACGCCCUCUUCUACUUCGUCUUCUUCUACCCUUUCCCCAUCUUUGGCAUCCUCAUCAUCACCAUCCUGCUGGUGCGCUUCAAGAGCCGCAACUCCAGCAAGAACUCGGACGGGAAGAACGGGGUGCCCCUGUUGUGGAUCAAAGAGCCACACCUCAACUACUCCCCCACUUGCCUGGAGCCCCCAGUGCUCAGCAUCCACCCAGGAGCCAUAGAUAAGGGGAGCCAGCGGACCUCAGCCGAGGAGGAGCUGAGACUCUGCCUUCCUGCCUCUUGCUCUGUGAUCGCGCAGUGGACGCCACCCAACCCCUGGAGUGCUCGCGCCGAAAACUGUCAGACUUGAGAAGCGUUCGAAGUCCCCGAUCAGUCACAGAGACAGACUGCCUUGAGGUGGCAGUCCUGGUUGGUUAGCUGUUCUGGAGCAGAAGUCCUUAUCCUGCAGAAUUAGGCUCCUUGUUUUUGUUUCCGGUAAUGUAGUGAGUAGCUCCAGGUGCCACGUCUACUCACUGAUUUAUAGAGUAUUCCCAGAUAGAUGUUACAGGGGUUCUUAUUCUUUGUAAUGGACUCUUUUUAAAUUCCUUCAGUUUACCCUUUUUGGAUUCCGUAAUGUGACGGACGAAUUUCUCUUAAAGUACCACUGAUGGCAAAAGGAAGGAUGAACUUUCCGGCGCAAAGGAAUCUCUUCCAAGACUUAUUGUUUUUGCAUACUUGAAAAUGCUACCCAUGGAUCAGAACCCGCCCGAGCGUUUUUUACUUUCUUAAUGAGACUUGAAAAUUAUGUGUAGUGUGGGCCCAAUUUGUAUCUUAUCAUUUCCCUCAGCUGGAGUGGUUGGAACCCCUUUGUAGUCAAGAUGAAAGCAUUGAAUUUGCUUCGAAGAACUGUGUACAUACAGGAGAAAUCCAGCAUAACCCCAUUAGGAGUAGAUGGUACCCAACCAGCCUGUCAGGGAGGCGAAAAAUAGGCUUCAUCCCAAGCUUGCCAAAAAAACAAAAACGAAAACAAACAAAAAACAACACCAAAACCCCCACUUUGUUGGAGAGGAAGUCAAAAGCUCCAAAUGGCAUGCAUUUUGCCAGCUAAAGUGGGAGAGGGCUACAUUUAGCAGCUCCUGACUUUCGGAUUGGUCAAAGCCAGUGAUGAGCAAAGGAAGGAGAAAAGGACUAGUUGUUGGCUCGAUCUGUUCUGCACAAGCAGUCUCUUAACUGAUAACUGUGAGCGGGUGGGCUUCCAUUCUAAGGUGCUUUGCCAAACUCUUAAGGGAAAGUGGCCAGGGAGCCUGAAAAGGGGACAGUCUGAGCUGAACACAUCAGGGCCCGAGCAGCUACCACAGGACACCGUAUACCUGGAGUGGGCACGGGGCAGGCUGACCGCUAAGUUCCUGCAAGGGUCAGGGUGGGACCAGGUGGUUUCCGGAGUCUGACCUUGGAGGGAGUCUGACCUUGGAGACCAGGGGAGCUGUAACUGCUGCGAUGGAGGUAUGAAGACUAGGUUUUUCUUCUUGCCGGCAGUUAGUUUCCUCAGAGAGAGCCCUGUCUUUCUUAUCCACCAUCCCCCCCCCCCCCCCCCCCCCCGUGUCUUACUGCCGUAAGAAUAUCUAUCUGCCCAGGAGAGGUCCAGACACAACCCUUUUGUGACCUAUCAGAGGACCUAGUCUCAGUGGGAAGUCAUCACAGGCCUGGGUGUGGCUUUUUGCCCUUCCCCUUCUUGGAUCUUGUUUGUGGUUUUGGUGAUUUGGUUAUUUGUUGUUAUGGUGGCGUCUCAUUCGAAUGCCCACCAAAGCCUAACAAGGCCAGUGUCACCCUGUUCCUUUAUAUCCCGGGGCAGUGUGCUUGGUUCUCCUGGAGCCCCGUCCUGGUUUACAAGUGUUGCCUUUUGCCCACUCCAUGGGAGGAGUGCUUAUGCCCUGGGCUCCUCUGUUUUGCCGGCCAAGAGCGCCGUCUCCUCUCCUCUUGAGCUUGCAUCUUGAAUCCCAAGGGAAUUCCCAGUUUAGAAAAAGCCACCAGGGACUCAGGAGCUAAGUCUAACCAGAGUGAUUAUCGUCUGUUCUGAGGCUGAACAGACGUGGCAGGAGGCCACGUGGGUGCCAGUCCGUCUCGGGGUCCGUGGGGGUGCGGGUGGCACAGGUGCUCAGCUGAGGGGAAGCCAGCCUCCCUUUCCUCCCCCCACUCCAGUGCUCUCCUAUGGGGCCGUGUGUAGGCACCACCCCUUCAGCCCCCCGUAGCCCGAUGUGCUCAUUCUCAUUUAUGAUGCAGGCUGCGUCAACACUUUGGAGGUAGUCAGCCGGCUCAGCAGUGAGGGAAGAAGACAGUCCUUGGCCCUAUUUCUUCCUUUCAGCCAUGUGGGCUUUCUGUGGGAAAAUUAGCCCCUCAUUUGUAGCCUGAGUCAGUGAGGGAAGAUGACUUACUUUCUCCUCUCUGAGAAGGGGAAGAUUCCAGAGGGCUGGGUGGGACUGGGAGUAUAAAUGACAGAGAAGAGUUGACUUUGCAUUGGUUCUCAGCUAUAGAAAAGUAGGUAACACACAAAUUAAAUAAUGUGAAGCAGUUGUAGGAAAUUUAAAAGGAAGAAAAGAAACCGAAGCCAGUAUUUUAAUAAUUGGGUUUUUCUUUUCUUUUUCCCCCUGUAUAUUUUCUCUUGGGCUGGGGGCUACCAUCAAAGGGUGAGCAUUUCAGCUUUUUCGAAAAAUACCCAGGACCUUGUUUGGCCAUUUCUACGGAAAUGUGGUGUCAGAUGAGUGGUAAUGGUGCCCUCUAGUGGCUGGAGACCUCAUUGCACACAGCCUACGGGAGUUCUAGGCCAAGGACCCGGAGAGGAAAACUACCAGCUGUUCUCUUGACUUAUCUACAGCUACAAUGUUGCAUUCAUGAAAAACUACACUGUGCUAGGCCCAUCCCAGGAUACUGAUAUAACCACACCCUCCUUCAUCAGGGUGUCUCUGUAGCAGGUUUUCAUAUUCUUUUCAAACAAUGGUUUCUCUGCGUUUAUUGUUGACAAAACAGGUAGGGUAAGAAAACUACCCAUGCAUGAUGUAGAGAGCUGUUGAUUUGUUUUUGGGAUUUUUUGUUUUUUGUUUUUUUUUUAAAGGAAAACUAUUUGUAAAAUGUUGCACUAAAAUGUUUUAUAUACACUUGAGAGACCUGUAGUAAAUUAUGUUGAAAAUACGGCUGUUUACAGUUA